This is a messenger RNA of Entrophospora candida, 414 nucleotides long. The record is from the annotation of a GenBank genome assembly. NCBI's taxonomy places the organism in Eukaryota, Fungi, Glomeromycota, Glomeromycetes, Entrophosporales, Entrophosporaceae.
AUGGGGAUUACUAGUAAAAUAAUCCAAAGUGUUCCUAAUAGGAGCGUAGCUGAAACUCCCUUAGGAAUUGUCGGAGACAUUACUGUUUUAACUGACAUCAUUCUCGAAGUAACUACUAAAAUCACUGAAGUUUUAGACUUAGUUAAAGAAAAACCUUAUCCUUUUAGUGAAGGACAAAAUAUUUACCAGGCAUCUGGUAUUCGUCAAGAAUUUUUUGCUAGUCUUAAUUCAGAACAACUAAGAAACUUUUUAGAAAAGUUAGAUAAAGAUUUGGUAGAAUUUUAUCAGUCAUUUGAAAAGCAAAAGAAGCAAUUAACUGAACAAGAGUGGUUUAAAAUCAUUGAUCAGCAAACUGAUCUUUUACAAGAACAAAAAGUAGAGGCUCAAAUCCAAGUUAAUUCUAAUCCUAAGUAG